Truncatella angustata is the source of this 249-nucleotide messenger RNA. RefSeq lists its product as uncharacterized. The transcript is spliced from 3 exons. NCBI's taxonomy places the organism in Eukaryota, Fungi, Ascomycota, Sordariomycetes, Amphisphaeriales, Sporocadaceae. The coding region runs from base 1 to 249 and encodes 82 amino acids. The record is from RefSeq and is a predicted model, not a curated record.
AUGAAGUUCUUCUUUACUAUUGCAUUGGCCUCGGCCGCUACCACUCACGCAAGCCCCGUUGAGAUCAGAGGCAGUGCCAGCGGCUGCUACGCUUAUCAGAACCCGGGCUGUGGUAUUGACUAUGCCGUCUGCCAGUGUGCCAAUGGCUGGAUGUAUCAGUAUAACACUGGCGUUGUUGGUGGUUGUGACCCUCCGUGGGGUUUCUUGGCUACCAGCGCCAAUGGUCUUGGUGGUUGGACUUGUAAUUAG